GACGGUCCAGCCCCAUAACCCGGAAACAGCAUCGCUAAAGGUCUCUUAGCAUCACGCUUCCAACAUGGCGGUGAAUCUGACAGACCUCUCCCUGCCUCAAUUAGAGGGACUGAAAACCCAGCUAGACCAGGAAGUUGAGUUCUUGACGUCUUCGAUAGGUCAGCUCAAAGUUGUCCAGACCAAGUAUGUUGAGGCAAAAGAUAGCUUGAAUGUCCUGAACAAAAACAAUAAAGGAAAAGAACUCCUUGUGCCUCUUACCAGUUCUAUGUAUGUCCCCGGGACAUUAAAUGAUGUGGAACACGUUUUAGUGGAUGUGGGGACAGGAUACUAUGUUGAAAAGAACGUGGAAGACUCAAAGGCAUUCUUUAAGCGCAAAAUAGACUUCCUUACAAAGCAGAUAGAGAAAAUUCAGCCAGCCCUACAGGAAAAGCAUGCCAUGAAACAAGCUGUAAUUGAAGUAAUGAACAUGAAGAUCCAGCAGUUACAACAGAGCCAACAAGCCUCACAAAUGGGGACCACCAAGGCAUAAUAAGAACAGCUGUUUGAACUCCUUAUGAGCGGGAGGAUUUUUUAGUUUGUGUUGAGAAAACAUGCUUCAAUCUGACGAGCACAAACCUUGUUUCAAGUAUAUUACAAGUAGCCUGUUGUUAUUGUAAAGCAGCCAUAUGCGCUUGGUCAAUUUUAAAUUAAAUUGGGUGUCCAGCAUGUUUGAUUAUUAAAGAGGUCACUGUGGAUUCAA
Molecule: messenger RNA, 739 nt
Organism: Pelmatolapia mariae (spotted tilapia)
Lineage: Eukaryota; Metazoa; Chordata; Actinopteri; Cichliformes; Cichlidae
Gene: pfdn5
Product: prefoldin 5
Exons: 6
Coding region: 65-529 (154 amino acids)
Biological process (GO): protein folding; RNA polymerase III assembly; RNA polymerase II core complex assembly
Cellular component (GO): cytoplasm; prefoldin complex
Source: RefSeq, a predicted model, not a curated record